Molecule: messenger RNA, 1505 nt
Organism: Malus domestica (apple)
Lineage: Eukaryota; Viridiplantae; Streptophyta; Magnoliopsida; Rosales; Rosaceae
Product: probable sarcosine oxidase
Molecular function (GO): sarcosine oxidase activity; flavin adenine dinucleotide binding
Source: RefSeq, a predicted model, not a curated record
GAGAUCCAAAGCAACUAGCCAACCAAAUCCCACAAUCGCCUUUGUCCUCUUCCUCCUUCCCCAAAACCGCCUGACAAUUUCCCAGAAAUGGAAUAUUCCGGCGACGAGUACGACAUCAUCGUAGUCGGAGCUGGCAUCAUGGGGAGCUCCACCGCCUACCAGACAUCUAAACGCAGCCAAAAGACCCUCCUCCUCGAGCAAUUCGACUUCCUCCACCACCGCGGCUCCUCCCACGGCGAGUCCCGCACGAUUCGCGCCACUUACCCGGAGGACUACUACUCCCCGCUGGUCAUGGAGUCUUACAAGCUCUGGCAGCAAGCGGAAUCCGAGAUCGGCUACAAUGUCUACUUCAAAGCCCACCAACUGGAUAUGGCUCCGGCGAACGACAAGGUUCUCCACGCCGUCGUGGAGAGCUGUCGGAAAAAUUUUGUCGCGUUUAGGGUCAUGAACAGGGACCAGCUGGAUCAGGAGUUUUCGGGUCGGGUUAUGAUUCCGGAGGAUUGGGUGGGUGUGGUGACAGAGCACGGUGGGGUUAUUAAACCCACCAAGGCGGUGUCCAUGUUUCAAACGCUCGCUUUGCAGAACGGCGCCGUUUUGAGGGAUAACAUGGAGGUGAAGGGUGUGGAGAGAGAUAGGGUGAGAGGAGGGGUUUGGGUGUGCACAGCAAAUGGGGAGAGGUUUUGGGGGAAGAAGUGUGUGGUGACAGUUGGCGCGUGGACGACAAAGUUAGUUAAAACGGUUGGUGGGGUCGAACUGCCGAUACAGCCGCUGGAAACCACCGUGUGUUACUGGCGGAUUAAGGAGGGGCACGAGGGUGGUUUUGCCAUUGGAGGUGACUUCCCAACGUUUGCUAGCUACGGAAACCCUUACAUUUAUGGGACACCUUCUUUGGAGUAUCCCGGUUUGAUCAAGGUCGCCGUGCAUGGCGGGUACCCGUGUGACCCUGAUAACAGGCCUUGGGGUCCCGGGAACCCGCUGGCUCCGUUGAAGGAGUGGAUAGAGGGGAGGUUCUCCGGCGUAGUUGACUCCGGUGGGCCGGUGGCUACGCAGUUGUGCAUGUACUCAAUGACCCCGGAUGAGGAUUUUGUGAUUGAUUUCUUGGGUGGGGAGUUUGGGAAGGAUGUGGUGGUGGGCGGGGGGUUUUCGGGUCACGGGUUCAAGAUGUCGCCGGUGGUGGGGAGGAUUUUGGCUGACCUUGCGCUUACUGGGGAGGCCCAAGGAGUGGAGCUAAAGCACUUCAGGAUAGCAAGGUUUCAAGAGAAUCCCAAAGGCAAUGCCAAACACUUUCUGUAAAUCUAUGUAACAAUCCUCUGCAUGUGCAUCUGUUACCCUUCAUUUCUUGUCGUGAUCCGUUAUGGUUGCUCAUGCAACAGCUGUUUGUGUUUUUUUGUGUUCAACAGAAAUAUUCCUGUGCUUUGUAAAAAGUAAAAAACUACUUUUUGUUUGACUAGAGCGAAUAUUUAUAUUCCUGUGUUUUAUAAAAAGUUAAAAACUGAUUUUCUUUU